Molecule: messenger RNA, 594 nt
Organism: Adineta ricciae
Lineage: Eukaryota; Metazoa; Rotifera; Eurotatoria; Adinetida; Adinetidae
Source: the annotation of a GenBank genome assembly
AUGAGCCGGGAAUACAUAUUUAUGAGUGACAGUACAAUCGAUACCUAUGGUUACUUUUACAAUAAUUCAUUUGACCCAUCUCGUCCUUCUCAAAAUUUGAUCACAUCUAACGAUGAUGGUGGUACUAAUCGACGAUUUCAACUUUAUACUACUUUACAAUCUCAAUAUACAUAUAUAUUAGUCGUAACUACAACUAAUAGAGAUAUUCGAGGAAGCUUUCAAAUUAUAGCAAGUGAUCAUCAAUUAUGUGGUAGUUGUGAGACACCCUAUUCACCUGAUGAUAAAUCAUCAACAAAAGCAAUCGUUGCAAUUGUUGUUCCAAUUUGUAGCGUAUGUGUUCGAAUUGUUAUCUGUUGUUGUAUAUGUCGAUGCAGACGAAAGAAUAUGUCUCAUCAACAGUUAACAUCAUUGGAACAUAAUCAAAUUAUUCGAAGACGACGAUCUUCUCUAGGAAAUAUUCAAAUAACUGCAACAAUAACAAAUGCAAUUGAUGUGCCUUUUACAGUUCCAUUAGCAAGAGUAUUUGAAUCUUUAGAAGAAGAACAACCACCACCGCCACCAUACACAUCAGUUAUACCAUAUAGCAGAGCAUAA